Molecule: messenger RNA, 1695 nt
Organism: Sceloporus undulatus (fence lizard)
Lineage: Eukaryota; Metazoa; Chordata; Lepidosauria; Squamata; Phrynosomatidae
Gene: SNRNP70
Product: small nuclear ribonucleoprotein U1 subunit 70
Exons: 10
Coding region: 121-1437 (438 amino acids)
Biological process (GO): mRNA splicing, via spliceosome
Cellular component (GO): precatalytic spliceosome; U1 snRNP; U2-type prespliceosome
Molecular function (GO): mRNA binding; U1 snRNA binding
Source: RefSeq, a predicted model, not a curated record
CGCCGACUAGGCCAGGCGGCGGCGGGGUGGAAGGCGCCUAACGAGGGAGAAGGAGAAGAAGACAGCGGAGCCGAGGAACCCUUGCUCCCCAAAGCGAGAGGGAGCGGAGGAUUUCUCAACAUGACGCAGUUCCUACCCCCAAAUUUGUUGGCGCUAUUUGCACCCCGUGAUCCUAUUCCUUACCUGCCUCCUUUGGAAAAACUACCCCAUGAGAAGCACCACAAUCAACCCUACAGUGGCAUUGCUCCCUACAUCCGAGAAUUUGAGGACCCUCGUGAUGCUCCUCCACCUACUCGUGCAGAGACCCGAGAAGAACGAAUGGAACGAAAGAGGCGAGAGAAGAUUGAGCGUCGGCAGCAAGAAGUUGAGAGUGAGCUGAAGAUGUGGGACCCUCACAAUGAUCCCAAUGCUCAAGGAGAUGCCUUCAAAACACUUUUUGUGGCCAGAGUUAACUAUGACACAACAGAAUCCAAGCUGAGGAGGGAGUUUGAAGUCUAUGGGCCUAUCAAAAGAAUUUACAUGGUGUACAAUAAACACUCCGGAAAGCCACGUGGCUACGCCUUCAUUGAAUAUGAACAUGAGCGUGACAUGCACUCGGCAUACAAGCAUGCAGAUGGGAAAAAAAUUGAUGGCAGGCGAGUACUGGUUGAUGUAGAGAGAGGCCGGACGGUGAAGGGAUGGCGCCCACGCAGACUUGGUGGUGGUCUCGGUGGUACCCGGCGGGGUGGGGCUGAUGUCAAUAUUAGACACUCAGGCCGGGAUGAUACUUCCCGUUAUGAUGAACGGGAUCGGGACCGUGAACGGGAACGUGAUCGCCGAGACCGCAGCCGAGACAGGGACAAGGAACGGGAACGCCGUCGUAGCCGAUCCCGAGAACGCCGGCGGCGGACACGAAGCCGAGAGAAAGAUGAACGGAAGCGCAGCCGAGAACGCAGCAAGGAUAAAGACCGGGAGCGCAAGCGCCGUAGCCGUUCCAGGGACCGCAAGCGGGAUCGGGACCGUGACAGAGACAAGAAAGAGGAGCUGCCAGAAGUGGCUGAGGCUCAGCCUGAUGAAGCUACCCUUGGCGAAAUGGGCAUAGAUGGGUUGGAGGUGAAGCCUGAAGGGGAAGAGAAGGGCAGAGAGAGGGACAGAGAGAGGGACAGGGAUAGAGAGAGGGAUCGGCGGCGCAGUCAUCGUGACAAAGACAGAGACAGGGAUCGUGACAGAGAGCGUCGGCGUGACAGGGACAGAGAUAGGGACCGGGACCGGGAGCACAAGCGUGACAGGGGUGAGCGGGGUGGAGAGAAACGGGAGGAGAGGGGGCAGGACAAUGGCAUGGGGGAGGCUCUGGAAGAGACCAGCCAGGAUAUGUUCCUGGACCAAGAAUCCAUGCAGUCUGCUGAUGGCUAUUUGUCCACUGAGAAUGGAUACAUGAUGGAACCCCCUAUGGAAUGAUGAAUGAAGAUGCUUCCUUGCCCCACACAGCCCAGCAUGGUGAGGUCCUUCCUCCCAAGCUGCCUAGCCAACAAGGCCCCAUCAACCAGUUAAGAUAACUGAUUUUUAAUUGGCUUUGUUUAGAAGGGUAAGUCUGUUUCAGUUCUGCGUGUCCAACCCCAUCUCUUCUUAACAUGUAACCUUCACGAGUCCCUUGUGUAUUUGGAUAUUUUUUUUUUUCUUUAAACAAGAAUAAAGUGUUGUUAAUGUUUUCCCCUU